AUGAACAGCGAGGUGGAUCACGUGGUCACCCUCGGCCGUUCCACUCUUGAGAGCACACAAGCCCUGAUAGAGGAGCUGGACGCACUCGGUGCUGCAUACAAGCAGAAACUGGCCAAUGCGACGAAACUGGAACGACGGGAACUGGCGGAUCCGCUUCCAGGGAUACACGAAUUUGUGACGUCGGUCAAGGGCACGGGGAAUUCCGUCCAGCGCAUCUUGAAGGCACGGAAAAACAUUUUCUCAAGUGGUUCCGACGACCAGUCUCGUGAGGAGCGGGACAAGAAGGACACAGCUAUCAUCCAGGGCUGCGGCCUGAACUCGCACCAGGAGCAGUGGGAUGCCAUCAAGCGCACCCAUGGCCUGAUGGCCUUCCGUCGAAGAUUCAGUGGCAACUAUACGAAACUCGGUACCACUGUCGAUGCCGUAGUAGAGAACGGUACCGAGUGGGUCAAGGUGUCCGUGGUGACGGAGAAGAAGCUCAUAUACCAAAUGGCACAAGAAGGUUGGAAUCCUGAUGACUCGACCGAUGAGGAGUCCGAUGAAAGCGACGGCGAGAACACAGGAAUCGGUAUUGUGAAAACCGCCAGCCAACUCAUCAAAGCAGCACGUUCAAACCGGUGCAAUACCCGAAUCCCGCGAGUACGCUUGGUCCUGCCAAAUCUCACCGAAGGGCAUGUCGAAGCGAUCGACAAAUUACUCGGACGAAUCCGUUGUCUAGGCGUCUCCAAGAGGCAAGAAGGAGACGUCGAGAUCCUCGUGGAUUGCUCCAACAGCCAAUUCUUGGAAACCCCUAUUCCUCCUCUAGAAACAGCCUUUGCCAACAUGUUCCGGGACACUAAUCUGGACCGGCUGACACCUACGGUGAACCUGGAGCUAACCAUUCUCCUUUCAUUGGCGUCUGACAUUGCGCACGCUGAAAUCGAGCCCAAAGAAUGGUACUCGAUGCAGACGAUGUCUCACCUGGAAGAUGAAGCGCACGCGCCCGGCGCAAGGUUAAAGGUCGUCUAUAGCGCUCUGAGAGGGAGGCGGCUGGAAUGCACUUACGAAGUCGCUCGGGAAUUCUGCAACAUCGUAGACGAUUUGGGUACGGAAACUACCAAGGCACGAGCUGCGCUCAUGUUCGGGUGGAAAGAUGUGCAAGAGGGCAUACAGGUCCUCCGCCGCAGUCAACUUCCGCGUUCGAAUAGUAGCGGUGAGGCCGCCGUUACUACCGGUGACCAACCCAAGCCUGCAGAACCGAAGAAUUUGAUUGAGGAAUGGCGGAAGCUCUCGAUGUACCCAGUGCCGGAAGACCUUCAGUUUCCGGUGAGAGUGAUUGGGGAAGAUAUCUUUGAAGACAAAGACUACGCCUCACUGAUCCGAAACGGGAAAUUGCCACCUGUAGCAAGCAAGGUCUGGGAGAAGCUGGACCGGCCAUACAAUCGUUCCUGUCACCUAUGGGGAUGGAUGCAAGAUAUCACCACUGUCUCAGCCAACAGUCUUAAUACGAGGCUAGUCGAUGCCACUGUGGACGAGGGACGAAGCAACGCUUUGGAAGUUGGUCCCAGGAUGUACCUCACAUCGCUCGCCAUCAGUCUCAAUACCGCAAAGCCGUGCCCGACCGACAAAUGGAACGAGAUCAAGGAUGCGAAACACGAGCGGAAGGAAGCGAGGACCAAGGAGGCUAAGUCAAUGAAAGCAGCCGGGACCUGGGGUCCCAGCAUGGGCGUGCCGGUCAAGUGGGACCAAAAGCAGGUCAGGAAGCAGAGCAACAGGCGGCACAAAGGCGCCGUGGACAGGUCUGACGCGUCGCAGCGGUCCUCGUCAGACUGA
This is a messenger RNA of Diaporthe citri, 1812 nucleotides long. RefSeq lists its product as uncharacterized. The transcript has 2 exons. Lineage: Eukaryota; Fungi; Ascomycota; Sordariomycetes; Diaporthales; Diaporthaceae. The coding region runs from base 1 to 1812 and encodes 603 amino acids. The record is from RefSeq and is a predicted model, not a curated record.